This is a messenger RNA of Baudoinia panamericana UAMH 10762, 1291 nucleotides long. RefSeq lists its product as uncharacterized. The record is from RefSeq and is a predicted model, not a curated record. The transcript has 6 exons. Gene Ontology annotation, cellular component: cytoplasm. Gene Ontology annotation, molecular function: identical protein binding; glucosamine-6-phosphate deaminase activity. Bases 221 to 1291 code for a protein of 356 amino acids. Gene Ontology annotation, biological process: N-acetylglucosamine catabolic process; carbohydrate metabolic process; D-glucosamine catabolic process. Lineage: Eukaryota; Fungi; Ascomycota; Dothideomycetes; Mycosphaerellales; Teratosphaeriaceae.
GGCGGAUGGUGCCUGUUGAUCCACCGCGCAGUCAGCUCGAUGUUACAUGUGUACAUCUGUAGGUGUAACGUCAUUGGUAGUUGCGCAGAACUUCAGCGAGCCUCAAGGCACCAAGGUAGGUUUGCGCUCAUUCACGCGAUCGGUUCACUUCGAGUUUUCUGCUUCAGGCGUCGAGUCAAUCCCCAGCUCCUGCGACUUCGCGUCCAUCUAGGAAGUCAACAUGAGACUCAUCAUUCGAGACGACAAAGCGACUGCUUCACAAUACAUAGCCGACUACAUCAUCAGCCGAAUCAAGUCCUUCGCGCCAACUCCGGAGAAGCCGUUCGUUCUGGGCCUGCCAACAGGUUCCUCCCCCGAAGGCAUCUACAAGAACCUGGUUGCAGCGCACAAGAAUGGCGAUACCUCGUUCAAGAACGUCGUCACGUUCAACAUGGACGAGUACGUCGGCAUUGCGCGAGAGCAUCCAGAGAGCUACCACUCCUUCAUGUACAAGCACUUCUUUAGCCAUGUCGACGUAGAUCCCGCGAACAUCAACAUAUUAAACGGCAACGCACCGGACCUGGAAGAAGAAUGCAUAGCAUACGAGGAGAAGAUCAAGCGUGCGGGCGGCAUUGAACUCUUCUUGGGUGGUAUUGGCCCGGACGGACAUAUUGCAUUCAACGAGCCUGGCUCGAGCUUGCGCAGCAGGACGCGAGUGAAGACGUUGGCCUAUGACACGAUCAUUGCGAACUCGAGAUUCUUCGGUAACGACCUCAACAAAGUGCCUAAGAUGGCGCUAACGGUUGGCGUGCAGACGGUCAUGGACGCACGAGAGGUGUUAAUCAUCAUUACUGGCGCGCACAAGGCACUAGCGUUGCAGAAAUGUAUCGAAGGGGGCAUCUCGCAUAUGUGGACUUUGUCGGCCUUACAGAUGCAUCCGCAUGCCAUGAUCGUGGUCGACGAAGACGCAACGCUUGAGCUGCAAGUCAAAACUGUCAAGUACUUCAAGUCAAUCGAGCAGGUCGCCAACUCGCAAGGCUUCGGUCAAGCGCUAGAAUCUCCAGAACUCGUCCUGAAGAAGCGCGAUUCCGUCCUCGAGAAGCUAGACAGCCCGAAGAGUCCGACAGCAUCGAAGGCGUUUCUUGCGCCGCCAAAGCCGAGCUUGGUGCGUCAGAUUACACCCGAACUUGUUCCCGACUCGAUGCAUGAGCGCACCCCAGAUACGCCUACGAUGGGUCUGGAUGGCCUCGAGGCCAAGGAUGUCCCUAUACAAGCCAUGCACGAGCGUGUAAAUACUGCGCCAGCGGCGUAA